Molecule: messenger RNA, 2412 nt
Organism: Stylonychia lemnae
Lineage: Eukaryota; Ciliophora; Spirotrichea; Sporadotrichida; Oxytrichidae
Source: the annotation of a GenBank genome assembly
AUGCAAAAGAAUGAUGAUAAACUUAAAAGCGAUUAGAGAAGGAAAUCACCUGGUCACAAAUAUUAGCAGUCUGCAGCUGGACUUAGAAAAAAUAGCCAGGAUAUGUAAAAAGAGCAAGUCAAAUUACAAGGAUCUCUAUCGUUUGAUCAGCUUGGCAUCAAUAAUACAUUCUUAAAUAUACCACCAUCACAAUCGUAACAAUCCUGUGAUUUUUAGAGCAGCAGUAAUGGAAACUCCCAGUAAUUCAAAGUAGAGCUUUCAGACUAGAACUAAUCGAUUAACAUCAUAACUUCAGUACCAAUCUAUAAUAUAAUGAGAGAUGACAUGAUGUAGAAUGGAAGAUAUACCAUUAAAUCUAUCAAUAACAACAACAAUACCUCGAUUGGGAAUAACCUGGAUUAUAACACCCGAGAAAAUACUAAUGCUAAAAAUUUGAUAACCUCUGAAAGAAUGUUCUCAUAGGAUAACAGUUAAUCUAUGAUCUCUGGAUAAGAUCACAAUCAAUUAUAAAUAAUAGAUAACCUUUCAUCUGAUGAAUCUCGAGCCUAAUCCCAAAAUAAGAUAUAUACAGAGUAAAAUCAAUUGGAAACUCAAAAAUCUGAAGAAGAAAUAAAGAUGACUUAAAGACUAAAGAAUCAAAGAGAUAGCAAUAUUCUGAACAGCAAAAGAGAGAGAGAUAGCUACAAUAGUGAUAUCUAAUUUAUCAUUCUAUCCCCUUAGACAGAUGACCUCUCAAUGUUUCAGAGACUUUCAAUCACUAGUAGUGCUGAUGCUAGUGAUGAUGUAGAUGAAGUACCCUCUAGAUAGUCUCAUCCUUAUGAUUAUAACAGCAUUAAUAGCUAAAUCCAAGAUGAGUCAGGAGACAAUCGAUUUUUAGUCAGAUAGAUUAGUUUUAAUCUUAUUAGUUCCCUAAAGAAUUCAAAUGAUAAGCCAAGAUCAAGUUUCAUAUAAAGAGCUUAAGUUAGACUAUCAGGCAGAGUUAGUGAACAAAGAUCAUCUAAUAAUUUUCAGUAUCAGCAGUAAAAGACCUCAAGAGGCUAAUAGUAGAAUGGUAGAUUUCUUAUAGUAAAUCAAAAGAAGGAUAGUUUUAUGACUCUGAGUAAACAUAGUUUCUUAACAAAUGAAUACCUCAGAACUGAAGAUUUUCAUGAUGAUGUUAAUGAAUGUAAUUCCUAGAAAGGAGAAAUAAAGCAUGAUUUCAUUAAUGUUGAUGAUAGAUUUUCACCUGGAGAUAGAAUAAGCUCGGUAUUUAUGAAUAGAUAGCCAAGUUAAGAAGAUGAAAAACUAGAAACAAAAAAGAAUCAGCUCAAUGCUAUGAUUACUAAGGUUCCUCAGAGCAAUGAUCAAGUUUAGAAUGUACUUAUUGUUCAGGAUAAUUAACAGAAUGGAAUUCCUUUCUUUGAACUAGAAAUGGAUUCUUUAGAUAGCGAUGAAGUGAGAGCAUCGGAUCUAAAAUUGCCUGGAUCACAAGAUGUUCACUAAAUUCAUUUCCUCCAAACUUUAGCCGCUUUGAAAAAUAUAUCAACAUUUGUAACUCCAGAUAUCAGUGAGAUAGAACACCUUAUGGUAGAUCUACCGCCUUUUGAUAACCCAAACAUAAAGAAAACUUUGAUAUUUGAUAUGGAUGAAACAUUGAUUCAUUGUGUUGAUGAUAUUGAGACGGAGGAUCCUGAUGUUAUUAUUCCAAUUUUGUUUGAUGAUGAUGAUGAGCCAGUUUAGGCAGGCAUAAACGUUCGACCCUACAUUUAUGAAUGCAUUAGAGAGGCUAAAAAGCAUUUUUAAGUAGGAGUUUUCACAGCCUCUCACAAGACAUACGCAGAUGCUAUUUUAGAUUUCCUAGAUCCUCAUCAUAAGCUAUUUGAUUUCAGAUUUUACAGAGACUCAUGUGUCCACACUUCAUAGGGUUACUAUGUAAAGGACUUGAGAAUCUUUAGAAACAGAGAUUUGAAGGAUAUUGUGAUUGUCGAUAACUCAAUUUAUGCUUUUGGAUUCCAAAUUGAUAACGGAGUGCCAAUUAUAUCAUACUAUAACAAUAAAUCAAAUGACGAAGAGAUGUAACAUAUGAUUUACUACAUUUAAUGCUUGGCCGAUGUGGAUGACAUUAGAGAACUUAACAAAGAGGCUUUUGAAUUGAGUAAACUUAAAGAAUAGCAUGAGUUCAUGCACGGUGAGAAUGGCUUUAGCACAUAGUAAUAAGAAAACAUAUAAAAUAAAGAGAGUCAAUUGUAAAAUGAAAUGCCCUUGAAAAUGGUGACUGAGCUCGAUGAGGAUAUUGAAAUUUUAAAUAACGAGUAUAGCUUUGAAAACGAGGAUUAAAACGAAGAUUAAGAAUUGCAAAUUAAAGAUAAUCUAACUAUGAACUUAACUCAAAAUAAUGGAAGUUCUUUACUUAGACCAUCAGUAUUUUAAUGA